AUGUCCCAAACCGUGGCCUUCCUCACUACCUUCGCCCCCCUCCCCGCCACAGCCCCAUCAUCCCACGCACAUAUAAUAAAAGACUUGGCCCGCGGCACCUCGAAGCCCCGCCUCCAAGACGCCAUCGUCACUCUACUCUACAACAUCUCAUUCAGCACCCUCACCACAUUCCUCGACCCAGACAUUAAAGAAUUCCGACUCAUACAAACACGCCGGCGAGGCAGAGAUGCAGGCGAGCAACUCAUAGUCAUGAAACGAGGCUGUAAAGUUAUCGUACAAAAUCUACUCCUUACCUACUACCCAAGCUUCACUUUUUCUUUCAAUACCCCUAAGCAAAAAAAAUACAUGCAAUUCGCUAUCAACUCUACACAACGCCUAACGCUUUACAAAAAAAAUUACCAGAUAGGACUCGCAAACUACUGCCCAGAACUCUUCGACACCCUCGAAUUCGACAAUCUAGUCCGCAUGGAAAUCGACAAAGACGGCGCGUGGAAACUCGUGUACGCGUCCUACCGCGACUACUUUUGCAAGAGCUGGGAUGCUGUUUGGGAGGGGAGGACGGUGAAUCGGGGGUGGGAUUGUCUCAGUUUGAGGGCUUGGGUCGAGGAUCCGAGGGCGGAGAGUAGGAAGACGUUGGAGAUUCUUGCGGAAGAGUUGAUGUUGGUGGUGGUUACGGGAAGGAUGUGGGAGGCGAUUGGGUUUGCGUCGACGCUCGCUACCGGGUAG
This is a messenger RNA of Bipolaris maydis ATCC 48331, 726 nucleotides long. RefSeq lists its product as uncharacterized. Lineage: Eukaryota; Fungi; Ascomycota; Dothideomycetes; Pleosporales; Pleosporaceae. The record is from RefSeq and is a predicted model, not a curated record.